Messenger RNA from Drepanopeziza brunnea f. sp. 'multigermtubi' MB_m1, 1434 nucleotides. RefSeq lists its product as uncharacterized. Gene Ontology annotation, biological process: cellular response to pH. Lineage: Eukaryota; Fungi; Ascomycota; Leotiomycetes; Helotiales; Drepanopezizaceae. The record is from RefSeq and is a predicted model, not a curated record. Gene Ontology annotation, cellular component: plasma membrane.
AUGCCUUUCCCGUUUAUCCUCCCGACAACAUCAUCCUUCUCGUUUUCAGCUUACUUCGAUAGCAUCUCUCAUCCCUCACUUCCACUCGCAGCAAGCACCCACCGAGGAGUGUUGAGAGACACGCUCAAGAAACACAAGCGACUUUCCCCAUCGGACCAAACGCCACAUCUAUCAUCCGUUCUUUUGGCUCUGAGUAACUACAUUCCAUACUUACUAGCCAUCGACAACGGCCUCGGAAGCCAAUUAGUAGACGGUGAAGAGCUAGACGUUGUCCUUAAGUCAACACCAGCUCUAGAAUGGCGACCCACCCUGUCGGAGAAUGCAGUCCCGGGAAAACAAAGCGCAAGAGUGAAAAUCACAUCGCUAGAAUACGAGAUAUACUUCGUUCUCCAAACACUAGGAUAUACCUACACGCUCUUAUCUCGAGCAGCGCUCCACCCCCUCUACUCCUCAGCAACCGCCUCCCCAACACUCGAACAGCGCACCCUCGCCAUCACAUCCGCCACUAAGAAUCUGCUCGAGGCAGCUUCAAUACACGAAUAUAUCCCCAAACGCUCCGACCAAAUCUCCUCGGCUCCUCCCUGCGUGGAUAUCGCAGAAUCAACAAUGACUGCGCUCGGCUCUCUCGCCUUAGCCGAAGCCACCCUCAUGGCAGUGUUGAAAGACGAUACGUACCCCGCGAUCGUAGCGCAGAACAGGAAUCAGAAUGACAAAGAAUGGAUGAUUCGCGCGCCUGAUAUUCCAAAAUUAAGAGUCCAUCUCUUUGCGCGCAUGUGUCUAGCAGCUUCCGAACACGCUGCCAGGGCAUUAUCUUUGCUGAAUACAAGUGCUAAUACAGGCCGUGGAAAGAUCGAUGCGGAUCUACUAAAGUACGUGGAAGAUCUCAAGCGGACAGCUCGGGCGAAAGCGUGUAGGUUUUUCGGCAUCGAUGCUGAUAUUGGCGGGAAAACCGGAGAGGCGAUUGCCUGGCUCAAAGCGGGUAUGAAUGAGCUGGGAAUUGCGCCAAAGGAUGAAGGCAAAGGGCGACUGGGGUUUGGGCGAAUGAAGAAGGGGUGGGAGGAGAAGAGGGAGGAUCGGAGGGUUGAGAAAGAAGGGCUGUGGGGUGCCGACGCUGGACGGGCAGAGGAGGGACGGGUGUUGGAGAUGUUGGAAGGGAAGUGGAUCAAGAUGAACGACACCAUCAACACCCAGCCCAUCCCGCCCACAGGCCCGCUCCUAGCCUCCAUGCCCUCUGGUCGCGAGAUCCACAGCCUGAAACCCUGGAUACCACCCGUCCUCGAUACAUCCAUCCUGGAGAACAUGAGAGCGCCGCCUGACCGCGUAGACGACUAUGACAGCGACAGGAGUUCUGAGGAUGAAAGCGCCAGGCAGGAACCUGUUGGAGCAUUUCCGGGCACGAGAGGAGAUUAUGCAAGGAGUGGUAGCUAUUACUGA